Suillus discolor is the source of this 1257-nucleotide messenger RNA. RefSeq lists its product as uncharacterized. The record is from RefSeq and is a predicted model, not a curated record. The transcript has 7 exons. Bases 1 to 1257 code for a protein of 418 amino acids. Lineage: Eukaryota; Fungi; Basidiomycota; Agaricomycetes; Boletales; Suillaceae.
AUGCAGUCGCAGGACUUCGUGUCAAAGACCGACAUCCCUGGCAGUCUAGGACCUUUGAAGGACAAGAAUGCUCCAACACUUGAAAGCAAGGGACCAUCCCUGAAGCGUAAACUCGACUUUGGUGACCUGGUCACCCCUAGAAAGCGACGUAUUCUGGAAUCGUAUUCCACAGGCGAUAUAUGUCAAGUUGCUACUGUAUAUUCUGAUGCUACACCAAAGAUAAAUCGCCACAAUACUGAUUUAACCAGCCCUACAACGAAGUGUUUGUUCAGAGAGGCAUCUGACAUUUUCUUGAAGCAUAAAGUGGAUGCUCAACUAGAUCCCUUUGCGCUCAAACAUGUGAUAUCUCAUGAGCCAUGCAAGACUAAAACAUUCAUUUGGUCCCUACCUGUGGAAAUUCUCAUCACCGUCGCCCUUCUAGGAGCGCAAGAUCUGCGCUCUGUCACUCAAGUUUCCUCUCUGUUGAGAGAAAUCGCUGCUCCGCUCUUCUUCCUCGACAGAAACUUCCCAACUUCCCUGAAGGAUCUGUUUCACAUUCGUGUAGACUCACCGAAUUUCGACCUAUCCGCAUUUUCGCACUUCCUUGAGUCAGUCCCCCGCAAAUCGAUACAAUAUAUCACACUUUUUUGGAAUUUUGACAUUCUCACUUCCCCAGUUCUCUCUCAAAUUGUUACAUUACUAGAAACUAUCCAUGCCUCCGGUGUCGAAGAACUGACAUGCAUGGGUUUCUGCGAUGGCACUGUCUCAUUGUCCGUCACUGGCCUCACUCGAAUUCGGGCGUGUGUAGGUGCAAACAACCUGAAAGCCUUUGAGGCAUUUUCACGGGUAUUCUUUUCCCCAAAGCUCCUUCCUUUUACAAUUCAGACCAUCCGCCUUUCCUGCUGUUUGGAAAAGCUUCAACUGAGUUCGGUCAAGCUCAGUUCUGCACACUGGGACAAACUCCUGUGCCACCUUUCGAUCCCAACGCUUGUCGAACUCCAUGUUGAUGCUGAUGCAGCAAUGUUGUAUUUGUCGGGAGUCCAUUCGACGGUCCGCAUCAAACACUUGACAAUUGACUACUCGGAUGGUUCGGUCCCCAGUGCUGCAGGUGAUACAUUGGCCUUAUCUGCGGCUUGGAUUCAAGCCCUUCCUCAAGUCAAGCGUGUUACUUUGCAAGGUUACUCAGCUACUGCUGCUGGGGAUCUUGUCGAGAUGAUGCGUAACUUUGCUGCAGGCGAUGUUGAACUGGUUGUGAAUCUGCAGGUCGCAGCAAUUUAA